Molecule: messenger RNA, 743 nt
Organism: Mollisia scopiformis
Lineage: Eukaryota; Fungi; Ascomycota; Leotiomycetes; Helotiales; Mollisiaceae
Exons: 1
Coding region: 123-662 (179 amino acids)
Source: RefSeq, a predicted model, not a curated record
CGCAGGAGAAAGCUCGAAUGGUCUCUUCACGAUGAACAGGUUCUCGUCAUCCUCGAGAUAGAUCUCCCCUCUCCUCUGUCUUCUCCCACAAAGAAUUCCACCUCUAGAACAGACAUUAAUACAUGGCCUUCUUGGCAGAAGAAAAAGCAAAACUUACAGAUCCCCACAUCGCUCGACAGCCUCCAGCGCGACCACGACCGUUAGGAACAAAACCACGAUGCCCACGACCAUCAAAUCAGCGUAGUCCCUCCGCGCGCCCAUUCUCGUCCGACGCAUGUAGUAGAAGCGCUCUGAGCCCACCAUCUCGGCACCGGGUCCCAUCUCGCACGAAUCCAUCUGCGCAUUCUUGGGAGAAGUGCUUGUGCUCGAGGGACGCAGCGUCUCCCAGUAUUUCCUCAGGUCCGCGGCUCGUAGUUCGGGUAGUGCGGAGGAGGGCUUCGCGGGGAGGUUUUCGGCGGUGCUUUCUGGUUGUUUCUGGAAGGGGGCUUUUUGGAUGGAAGGGGCGGAGGCGGGGUUCGUUAGGGAGAGGAGGUAGUUGCUUGAUAGUGGUUGUGAGGAGGAGAGGGAUUGUGUUGAGGCAUCUUGUGAUGAUGGGGUUGUCGAUAUUGGCUUUUGGGGGAGAGGAUCAUCGAGUUGGUGGUCUGGGAAAUGCGGUUCGGUGAGAUGGGUUGGUGGGGGUUGAUGGGUCGAGUGAGGAGAGGUGAGGAGCGAAAUGAUGCAGGAUUUGGAGAGGCAGUCGGUGG